Messenger RNA from Westerdykella ornata, 1449 nucleotides. RefSeq lists its product as uncharacterized. NCBI's taxonomy places the organism in Eukaryota, Fungi, Ascomycota, Dothideomycetes, Pleosporales, Sporormiaceae. The transcript is spliced from 2 exons. The coding region runs from base 1 to 1449 and encodes 482 amino acids. The record is from RefSeq and is a predicted model, not a curated record.
AUGACCGACAGAGUGACAAAGCCGCGUCAACGGAGGAAGAAAGAAACAACACUUAAACAGGAAAACAAAAUCGCACCAGCUAAACUUCAAGCCCUACCCGACAUCUCGGCUCAAAAGGACCAAGAUUGCGCAACAGAUCGGAAGGACAGCCUAAUGUCAACGCCAAGGUCGUCUGACCCAAAUGACGUCGGUUCACCAGGCAAAGAUGUAAUCCUCAGAAUCAGAUCCCAGUACAGAUUACCCAUGUCAUAUCAGCCUUCCAUGGCAGAUGCCUACGACAAUGUCUUCAUCGCCCAUUUUGUAGCUCUCAACUCGGGUAUCCGGUCAUACCAGGCCCAGACGCCUUGGAUCGCACUGUUACCCGGCCUGCAACAGAAAGCACAAACACCAGCACUCAAGCUGUCCAUUCGAGCGGCAGCGAUGGCGUUCUAUGCAAGAGUACACGGGGAUGCACCAGUCCUGGUGGACUCCUAUCGAUGGUACACAAGAAGCCUUGAAAAUCAACGAAAGGCACUCUCCAGAUUGAGCCGCAAUGCAGUCCCAUCCGACGAAGAGUGCCUCGCACCCAUCAUCUUAGGCUUGUACGAGGUCUAUGCCGGUACAACUCCAAGCACCGUGUUCCAGCAUCUUAACGCAGCUGCUUCAAUAUUGGCCAUGAAGGGCCCUAGGAACUGCAGUUCGGAGGAGGCGUUCCCACUCUUCUUGAUAAUACGGGUAUCGGAGGCACAUAAGGCCGUGGUAUUCAACAAGCCUUCGGUCUUUGCGACACCCGAGUGGAUGACUCUACCCUUCCUACUCACUCCUAAAAACGCGCAUAUGCAUCUCGUAGAUAUAAUUCUCUCGAUCCCUGAAUGUAUCCGCCUCACUGGGACCGACGCCACUCUAAGUGGCUUCUUCUCGAACCCCCUUCCACCGAUUGAUGACUUAACCCCUGUUCGCGAGCGGACCAAGGAGCUACUUGAUCAACUCAACAAGUGGGCUGAACGGCACCCUCACCUUUGCACAAUCUUUCCUGCUUCGCAAGUCAUCACAACCGAGGAUAUGACCACCCCAAUUGACCUAUCCGCACCAAAACCUCAGGCUGCGGCACUAAAGCUACCGGACACUUUCGUGGCAAGCGCAACCGCCGCCUUCAAAGCCGCUCACCUCGUACUCACACUUCUCCUGGCCAAGGUCUCCCCUGCAGGACCUGCAGCAGAUUCAGAAAUCGCUGUUUCAGAUCUCACCGCACGUGCUGUUGCAGACGCAAAAGAUAUCCUGGAAGUCAGCACUUAUGUAGAAUCAACGCACCCGGUGGGCUUCAACUUUCUGCGCUGCGUCUUCCCUCUGGUUAUCGCGGCGAUACUGUCACCACUUGCAGAAGAUCGGAAAGCCGCGCGGUCCAUGUUGGAUAGGUGGGGUGCCGAACGAGGUCUGGGUGGACUAUGCGGGUCCUGGGUUGGAGUGUGA